AAAUUAUUUAUUAAAAUGGAUGAAAUUAAAUUAAGUGAUGAUGUAUUUGAACAAAUAAAAGAUUUUAAUCAUUUUAUACUGACUGAAGAACAAAAAUCGUUAAUUGAUAAACUAAUAACAGACGAAGAAUUAAAAGAACGUUAUAAAGAAAAAGGUUUAUGUAAAGAAUGUAAGCGGCUUAAUACUGACCUUUAUUAUUGUUGGUCAUGCAAAUCACAAGAUUUUAAACAAAAUUUCAAAAAUUGGACAAGUGGAAAUCAUGACGUUGAUGAAUUUAUUCAAAAAGCACAAUUAAAAGCUAAAAGUUUUGGUCAAAUAAUAGAGUGGAUUGAAUAUGAUGAAUUUGAAGAUGUUGAAUAUUUAGCAAAGGGGGGUUUUGGAACUACUUUUAAAGCAAUUUGGAAAGAUGGUCAUAUUAUUAGUGGUUGGGAUUUUAAUAUUAAUAAAUUGAGAAGAGAAAGUAAAACAAAAGUUGCUUUAAAAUGCUUACAUAACUCACAAGAUAUUACAGCAGAUUUUUUAAAAGAAAUUGAAUCAAAUAUUUUAGUAUGUGGAUCUGCACAUAGCUGGGUAGUUCGUUGUUUUGGUAUUACCAAAGAUCCAAAAACAAAUAAUUUUAUGAUGGUGAUGAAAUUAAUAAAAGGUAGUUUAAGACAACAUUUAAAUAACAACUUCAUUUCACUUGAUUGGAGUCAAAAGUUGAGAAUUUUAUGUUUUAUUGCAAUUGGUCUUAUAGAUAUUCAUAAUAAAGGAUUAAUUCAUCAUGAUUUUCAUUGUGGGAAUAUAUUAAGUGAUUUUGAUAAUCAUGCUUAUAUUACUGAUUUGGGAUUAUGUCAACCAGCUAAUAUAGAACAUUCUCAGAGUAAUAAUAAGAAAAUAUAUGGAGUACUACCUUAUAUGGCUCCAGAAGUUUUAAGAGGAAAAGAAUAUACCCAAAAAAGUGAUAUUUAUGGAUUUGGAAUAAUUGCAUAUGAAAUUUGUACAGGUUUCCCUCCUUAUCAUGAUAUAGCUCAUGAUGAAUUCUUAGCAUUGAAAAUUUGUCAGGGGUUGAGGCCAAAAUCUAAUUAUAAAGUUCCUCAAUUAAUUGUUGAUAUUAUUAAUCAAUGUUGGGAUGCAGACCCUUUAAAACGACCUAAUGCAGAAGAAUUACAUAAGUUAAUUUUUGGCUUAGAACGUAAUCUCAAUCCAAUGGUUUUUUAUAGGCAAAUCAAAGAAGCAGAUGAAAUUAAUAAAAAGUCAUUUUCAACAGUUCAAUCACCAUUAUCAUUUACUAGUACACUCUCAUAUACAACGCAUUCUCAGGCAGUUUACACAAGUAGACUUUUAGAUUUUAAAAACCUUCCAGAACCAAAAAAUGCAGACAACAAUGAUUUAGAAUAUUCAGAUUCUCUAAAAAUGGAUUUUACUAAAAUUGAUAUUAAUUCUAAAGAUGAAAGAAAUUAA
Messenger RNA from Rhizophagus irregularis DAOM 181602=DAOM 197198, 1443 nucleotides. The record is from RefSeq and is a predicted model, not a curated record. Lineage: Eukaryota; Fungi; Glomeromycota; Glomeromycetes; Glomerales; Glomeraceae.